Molecule: messenger RNA, 729 nt
Organism: Plasmodium falciparum 3D7
Lineage: Eukaryota; Apicomplexa; Aconoidasida; Haemosporida; Plasmodiidae
Product: putative pyridoxal phosphate homeostasis protein
Molecular function (GO): pyridoxal phosphate binding
Source: RefSeq, a predicted model, not a curated record
AUGAUGAAGUACAUAAAUAAUUUAAAAGAAAUUGAACAAAAAGUAAAACGUAUUUGUGAUCAUUUUUCUGUUAAUUCGCCAGAUAUAUUAAUAGUAACUAAAUAUGUAGGAAAAGAAGAAAUACACAAUAUACAUUCACUUGACAAUAAAUAUCAUUUCGGGGAGAAUUCUGUCGAUUCUUUAAUUGAAAAAUCUGAACAGCUAGCUAAAAAUAUAAAAUGGCAUUUUAUAGGAAAUUUACAAUCAAAUAAAUGCAAGAAUAUUUUAAAAGUUAAAAAUUUAUAUAUGAUAGAAACAUUGGAUAAAGAAAAGAAAGCUACCUUGUUAAAUAAUUAUUUGAAAAUUGAAAAUGAACUGAAUAAUAAUAAUGAGGAAUUAAGAAAAUUAUGUGUAUUAAUGCAAAUAAAAACAACAGAUGAUGAAACAAAAACUGGACUUACUCAUCAGAAUUAUGAUGAAAUCGAAAAUACUGUAUUGCAUAUAAUUAAUAAUUGCCAAUUUUUAAUAUUUAAAGGACUUAUGACUAUUUCUUCAUUAGAUAUAAAUAAAAGAGAAAAUUCUUUUGUCAUAUUAAAUGAUAUAAAAAGAAAACUCUUAAGCAAUCAAGUUAUAAAUAAUUAUUUUCUAAAUAAAACAUUUCAUAUGAGUAUGGGUAUGUCAGAUGAUAUGGAAUUGGCUAUAAAACAUGAAACAACUCAACUAAGAAUUGGAAGAGCAAUUUUUAAUUAA